Molecule: messenger RNA, 851 nt
Organism: Copidosoma floridanum
Lineage: Eukaryota; Metazoa; Arthropoda; Insecta; Hymenoptera; Encyrtidae
Product: proteasome subunit alpha type-6
Biological process (GO): ubiquitin-dependent protein catabolic process
Cellular component (GO): proteasome core complex, alpha-subunit complex; proteasome core complex
Source: RefSeq, a predicted model, not a curated record
CAUGACGCGAGGUAGUAGUGCUGGCUUUGACAGGCACAUUACAAUUUUCUCUCCUGAAGGCCGUCUCUAUCAAGUAGAGUAUGCCUUCAAGGCCAUCAACCAGGGUGGCCUCACCUCUGUUGCGGUCAAGGGCGUUGACGGCGCUGUUUUUGCAACACAGAAGAAAGUACCCGAUAAGUUGUUGGACCCCAACACUAUGACCCAUGUUUUUCAAAUCACGGAUCACAUAGGAUGCGUGAUGACAGGAAUGAUUGCUGACAGCAAGUCUCAAGUACAAAGGGCGCGCUAUGAAGCUGCCCAUUACAAGUACAAGUAUGGGUAUGAAAUACCAAUUGAUGUUCUAUGCAGAAGAGUCGCGGAUAUCAGCCAAGUGUACACGCAAAAUGCAGAAAUGAGACCACUUGGUUGUUCAAUGAUUCUCAUUGCUUAUGAUAGCGAGCAUGGACCCUGCAUCUACAAAGCUGAUCCAGCUGGCUACUUUUGUGGCUAUAGGGCUGUGUCAGCUGGUUCCAAGCAGACCGAAGCCAACUCUUACUUGGAAAAGAAACUAAAAAAGAAGCAAAAUUUCGAAUUUGAUGAAACUGUGCAGCUAGCUAUCACUUGUCUGUCUACAGUUUUGUCUGUUGAUUUUAAACCAUCUGAAUUGGAAAUUGGAGUUGUCUCCAAAGACAACCCUAAAUUUAGAAUUCUAACAGAACCAGAAAUUGAUAGACAUUUAACUACCAUUGCGGAAAAAGAUUAAAACCAAUCCAACACAAAUGUACUGGAACAUUGAUUUUUUUUAUACAUACAAUAAAACUCUUAUUGAAUUUUAACUCCUGUUGGAAUAAAAACACACUUUUGAAUUAAAA